GCGCAGCAGCAUGGGGAUCGCAGAAGAAGAACGGCCAGGAAGCGGCACGUUCGAAGAGGAAACAUGUUCGGAAUCAAACCCGUCAAAGUUCGGAGUCUGCGUGGAAACAGCAAGUACGGAGUAGCAGGCAGAGACGUGGAAGAGCUGCUCCAGAAGAGCUGCCGCUUGUUCCAGCUGCCGGUGUCUGGGGCCCGGUUCUGUCUGUACGAAGACGGAACCACUGUGACCCAGGAGUUCUUCCAGACUCUGCCGGAGAACACCGAGCUGGUCCUCCUGUCGGGAAAGCAGACAUGGGGUGGAGUUUUUAGCGACGUCAGUCAGCUUCUGCAGACAGACCGACAUGCUGAGGGCCUCAUCCAGGCUGCGAAAUGGCUUCUCUGCGAGGAGGAGUCCUUCAAGAGACGGAAGAUCCUCGCCGACCUGCUGCAGAACCUGGAGGACCGGUCCGAGCUGGAGAGCAGGCAGGAGGACCAGGACUGGUUCAGCGGAGUUGAUUCUCGAUUUAAAACCAAGUCGGCCUACAUGAAGUACAACUGUGCCAGCAGGAUACGAGGCUACCUGAAGGAGGUGGAUCUGGCCUCCAAAAGCAUAAACAAAGCCAAAGUCAGAGAGGAAUAUUCCAGAGCCUUCAAGCUCCUGGUAGAAAUGCUGAAAGGUGACGGUUAUAACGGCAGCUACUUCGACAGGAGCGCAGAGGAACGGCGCCGUCUCUGCACGCAGCAGGGAUGGUUCACCUGCCAGGGACCGUUUGACCAGAGGACGUGCCAGCAGCUCCACUCCAUCAACCCCUACAGCAGCAGGGAGAGCAGGAUCAUCUUCAGCACCUGGAACCUGGACCACAGGAUUGAGAAGAAGAGGACCGUCAUUCCCACGCUGCUGGAGCUCCUAGAGACUCACCAGAGCUCAGCGGUCAACCUGGACUAUUUCUACGGCCUGCUGUUCACCAGACAGAACCUGAAGUUGGUUCACAUCGUUUGUCACAAGAAAGGAGGUCACAACCUUUCAUGCGACGCCAGCAUGGCGGUGAGGGCCUCCAGCCACGCAGGGGGAGUGAAGAAGAAGGUCCAGGUGAAGAAGAGGCGAGUUCUUUAGACGGAGAACCGUUCUCUUCCCUCAAUCAGUGCAGCGUUUCCCACAAAGCUUCACAAUCAGGAAGGUUUUAUUUCCCCAACAUUUUGGCACAAAUACAAUCAUAGACUCUAAACUUAAAAGAUCAAAGCAUUCUGCAUAAAUAAGGCAGUAAAGUAUGUACAGGAUUUCACAGAAUGAUCCGUUUUUACAAACCAUGCCAUGUUGUGUUUAGUGCAAUCAUUGAACCUGCUAAAAAUCCAACGCAUCUACUGAUCAUCUGCAGAUGGAAAUGUAUAGAAAAGUACAAACGUUAUAUCAAGGUCACGCGUGAAGAAGCUCCUUCAGGAUUAGUAGCUGCGCUGGCGUCUCACACAUUCAUGAGGAAAAGCUGCCGAACUUUUGGUGAAUCAGACUUGUACAGCAGGUCUCUGCCCCGUUGGAUCACCUGACGUGUCGUCCAGGUUUGAUCUUCAGGCCGAUUUGGAAAAACUGCAUCGUGGAACCCGAGAACCUCUGCCGCUCUUCCAAAGCCAAACCGACGCGGCGUCUGGACCCAGCUUCUCUUCUUGAAGUAGCUUCAUUGUCUUGGAUGCGAAGAGAAGACACCAGGUCCUGACGCCGUGACCAUUGGCUGUUUGAGAGGACUAGAGUGGGUGACUCCACCCCCCUGGCGUUCCAAACAGGAAGUGGCUCCAAGAAGCCAAAAUCCCGUAGACUUCUCUAGAGAAACAAACCGCUGUUCCUCAGUCAUUCUGUUGGUCAAAAUAAACCUUCUGGAUCUGAGACCUUC
Messenger RNA from Oryzias latipes (Japanese medaka), 1861 nucleotides. RefSeq names its product DNA fragmentation factor, beta polypeptide (caspase-activated DNase) (gene dffb). Gene Ontology annotation, biological process: apoptotic DNA fragmentation; apoptotic process. Lineage: Eukaryota; Metazoa; Chordata; Actinopteri; Beloniformes; Adrianichthyidae. Gene Ontology annotation, molecular function: DNA endonuclease activity. Gene Ontology annotation, cellular component: nucleus; cytoplasm. The record is from RefSeq and is a predicted model, not a curated record.